This is a messenger RNA of Pararge aegeria (speckled wood butterfly), 1181 nucleotides long. Its product is annotated as zinc transporter ZIP1-like. Gene Ontology annotation, molecular function: zinc ion transmembrane transporter activity. Gene Ontology annotation, cellular component: plasma membrane. Bases 57 to 1067 code for a protein of 336 amino acids. The record is from RefSeq and is a predicted model, not a curated record. NCBI's taxonomy places the organism in Eukaryota, Metazoa, Arthropoda, Insecta, Lepidoptera, Nymphalidae. Gene Ontology annotation, biological process: zinc ion transmembrane transport. The transcript has 5 exons.
UCGGUUGCGGCGCGUAGACAGUGCCCUCGUACGGACAAAUUAAAACUGACAUAAUAAUGAGUGCAACGAUGGAGCCAACCGGUGUAACCACCGAUGAAGAUCAGGGAUACGCGUUGCGAGCUAAAAUAAUCACAAUGGUCUGCUUAUUCGGUGUUUCCAUGCUGGUAGGAUGUGCCCCGAUGCUCAUUUCCACCAAAUUUGGCUGGUUUUCAAAAUCGAGCGGGCCAAACAUGAGGACCUCUAAUCAGUUGGUGAUCGGCCUGCUGUCAUUUGGCGGCGGUGUUUUAUUUGCGACUACCUUUAUGCAUCUGUUGCCCGAAGUUGGUGAAAAUAUUGACUCUUUACAAGAAAUGGGCCAAAUUCCAAAGAUGCCAAUACCACUCGCCCCUUUGAUCAUGUGCAGUGGUUUCUUCAUGAUGUACCUGGUGGAGGAGUUGGUGCACGUGUACAUAAACAGCCGCGACAACAAAACAGCCAACACAAGUUUCACGAGGGUGCUGAGCAUACGAAAAAGUAGUACAGACGCCGAGGGUUCAGAUAAACCGAUUAAAGAGUUAGAAGCCCAGAGACAUCAUGGACACAGCCACUUGGCAGUGGAAAACGACGAUACAAUUGUGGCAGCUCUGCGAGGACUUCUGAUUGUGCUGGCGCUGUCGAUACACGAGCUGUUUGAAGGGCUUGCUGUUGGACUGGAGUCAUCUGCGAGAAAUGUAUGGUACAUGUUCGGAGCAGUAUCAGCGCACAAAUACAUCAUAGCGUUCUGCAUAGGAGUUGAACUGCUAGCUGCAGGGACGAAGCGGUGGCUGUCUAUAGUUUAUAUCUUCACCUUCUCCUUCGUGUCAGCGUUGGGCAUCGGUGUUGGCAUUCUCCUGGUAGGCGGCGCUGGUGCGACGGAAGCUGGUAUCUACUCUGUUGUGUUACAGGGACUUGCGUGCGGUACACUGGUUUACGUUGUGUUCUUCGAGGUGUGGCGUCAAGACCGAACAGGGCUCAUGCAAUUCCUCUGUUCAAUACUUGGCUUCGCGCUGAUGGUUGCCUUGGAAGCUGUUGCCAACCUAGUUGCUUGACGAAAUGGAACUUACGAAAGUACCCCAAAGAUAUUUUCGCCUCGAGUCACGAGAAAAUUUCGUGACUUUUUAAAGCGAGCAGUGACGUUAUUAUUACUUUAUAUAAUAUUAUGC